Molecule: messenger RNA, 1244 nt
Organism: Trifolium pratense (red clover)
Lineage: Eukaryota; Viridiplantae; Streptophyta; Magnoliopsida; Fabales; Fabaceae
Product: protein RGF1 INDUCIBLE TRANSCRIPTION FACTOR 1-like
Exons: 4
Coding region: 435-833 (132 amino acids)
Source: RefSeq, a predicted model, not a curated record
UCAUAUCAUAUGUAAACAGCACUGACUGUCAAGAAUAUUUGCCACCUUGUGUGUUCUUUGUUUUCUUUCUUUGUAAAGCUGAAAAAUUGAAACACCAGCUAUGAACUCAACCGCGAAAACCCUAAUCAUUCAAUCUUUUCCUUUUUCCUUCGUUUUAUUCAUCAACCCAAAAUUGAAUCCUAAUCAUGGAAUACCCAUAUCGUUGCUUCUUCACUACUUCGGCGGUUCUCAACAAAAUUCACUCUUUCAUUUUUCUCAUCGCUAGACUUUUAUUUAAUUUGUAGGAUGCACAAAAGGCCCAAGGGGAAGUUCACCAGCCACGGUGGCUUGAGGAUUUUUUGGGGCAAGAGUUCUCUGACUCUUGUCCUGCUCAUUUGAAACAGAAGAAUAUAUACUACUGCAUAAAUUGCAAAGUAUCUGCUUGUCAGCAUUGUAUGUCAUCAGGACCUCAUGAAGAUCACCAGAUACUGCAAAUCCGUAAAUAUGUUUACAGGCAUGCUGUACACCUGACUGAUAUGCAGCCAUAUAUCAACUGCUCCCAGAUCCAGUCUUUCAAAUCGAACAAGCAACUGGUUCUGAUUUGUCAUCCGCGUUGUGGAUCAACAUUGGAUGAUGCAACAUCAUGCAACAAUGGGAGCAUAAAAUCAAAAGAAGCAAAAGGCUAUCAGUACUGCUCCAUAACUUGCAUGGUGAAAGCUGCAAGGAAGUCUUCAAUUCCUCCCAACGUUUCCAUCCAGGCUCCGCCUCCUCAGGAAUCACUGGUAGAAAUUUCCAAGCCCUCUAAGCGGAAGAGGAAAAGAAAAGGAACUCCACACAGAGCUCCGUUAUUCUAAUCAAAGCAAGUUUAGGGAUAAUUUUUCUUACAGUUGUAGAAAUUGUAGGGUGAUAGUUAUAUAGACAUGCUUUCUCAUAAUUUUGUUUCAUCAUAUUGUUCAAAUCAUUUAAUUGAUUUUUUACUUGAAAGAGAUUGAGUUAGUGGAGGUUGGAAUAAUUAGAGAAGUAAUAUGCAUGUUGCUCAUAGACAUAAUAAAAGGAAAAAUAUAUUGUCAUUAGGGAUUGAAUCAGGUUCUUUGGUUAUAGGAUGGUGUAUAUCCUUGAAUUUUUGCAGCAUUCUAUUUUAUAUUUUGGGUUAUUUCCAUUUCUCUCUAGUAAAAUAUCAAUUCUUAACAGGAAUUGAAACUAUGUUCUUGGGAGUUGUGGGGGAUUAUUUCUGAAAAAUUUCCAACAUUUUAUGAUAGGAAGCA